This is a messenger RNA of Condylura cristata (star-nosed mole), 2005 nucleotides long. RefSeq names its product serum deprivation response (gene CAVIN2). The coding region runs from base 117 to 1382 and encodes 421 amino acids. Gene Ontology annotation, cellular component: cytoplasm; caveola. NCBI's taxonomy places the organism in Eukaryota, Metazoa, Chordata, Mammalia, Eulipotyphla, Talpidae. Gene Ontology annotation, molecular function: protein kinase C binding. The transcript is spliced from 2 exons. The record is from RefSeq and is a predicted model, not a curated record.
ACCUCCGCCAGUCCUGGAGAGCGUUGUUCUGAGCUUAAACCAGGACGCCUUGCUCUGCACUCCGUCCCCGCUGCCACCCUGCCCGCCUAAGCAGGAACAGUCCCACCUACCCAGCCAUGGGGGAGGACGCUGCCCAAGCUGAGAAGUUCCAGCACCCGGGUUCUGACAUGCGGCAGGAGAAGACAGCCAGCACCAGCCCUGUGCCCUCCUCCACGCCGAGCCCGAGCCUGAACCUGGGGAGCACGGAGGAGGCCAUCCGGGAUAACUCGCAGGUGAAUGCCGUCACAGUUCUCACGCUCCUGGACAAGCUGGUAAACAUGCUGGACACCGUGCAGGAGAACCAGCAGAAGAUGGAGCAGCGGCAGAUCAGCCUGGAGGGCUCUGUGAAAGGCAUUCAGAACGACCUCACCAAGCUGUCCAAGUACCAGGCCUCCACCAGCAACACUGUGAGCAAGCUGCUGGAGAAGUCACGCAAGGUCAGCGCGCACACGCGAGCGGUUAAGGAGCGCAUGGAGCGGCAGUGUGCGCAGGUGAAGCGGCUGGAGAACAACCACGCGCAGCUCCUCAGACGCAACCAUUUCAAAGUGCUUAUCUUCCAGGAAGAAAAUGAGAUCCCUGCCAGCGUGUUUGUGAAAGAGCCAGUUUCCAGCCCAGCUGAAGGGAAGGAGGAGACUGCUGAUGAAAACAAGUCCCUGGAGGAAGGCUUGCAAACAGUGGACCUCUCCUCCGAUGAUGAAUUGCCCCCCGAUGAGGAAGACAGUGCAGAGGAAAAGAUAGAAGAAAGUAGGGCAGAGAAGAUCAAAAGAUCCAGCCUCCGAAAAGUGGAUAGCCUCAAGAAAGCAUUUUCUCGCCAGAAUAUCGAGAAAAAGAUGAACAAACUGGGAACAAAGAUCGUAUCUGUAGAGAGGAGAGAGAAGAUUAAGAAAUCUCUCACUUCCAAUCACCAGAAAAUAACUUCAGGAAAAAGCUCCCCUUUCAAAGUUUCUCCGCUCUCUUUCGGUCGAAAGAAAGUCCGAGAGGGAGAGAGCCCUGCAGAAAAUGAGACCAAGUCAGAAGACAUGGCAGGCAGUGAGCUGGCGCCCAAGGACCAGGAGGAGCGCGCCAUUGAGGAGGGCCUCUCCGAGGCGUCACCCCCCACUGCAGUGGAGGGGGAGGUGGCUGAGGGGGAUGCGGGGCGGGUGGCCUCCAGAGGCAGCAGCUCUGCCAUGGACAGCAACAUCAACUUGACUAUUGCGGAAGAUGAAGAAGAGGAGUCGAUGCUCAUGGAACAGGCGCAGAAGGUGAGCUAUGAGGGAGGCUACACGCUGACCUCCGAGGAGGCAGAAAGGUCCGAUGAGGAGCCCGUGCAGCCUGCGGUGCUGCAGGUCGACCAGACCGCCUGAGUCCGGGGCGCUGCACCAGCCUGCGUACUCAGUGCAGGGGCAACGGAAAGCCAGCGCCGGAAAGCCAGCUCUGUCCAGCACAUCUGCUGUCCAGUCCCUCCUGUGAGUGUCCAGGCAGUAGUAGCUCACUACAUAGUGUACAGGUGACCAAGGUUUGCCAUGAAGGCAACCUGUCAGGGGCGCCACUUCCAGUUUGCCCUUGGGUUUUCUCUCUCUAGAGUUGUUCCAGAAUUGCUCCGAAGAAGGAAUGGAGCAGUUAUGAGACUGUGAUCCAUUUGGCUUAGACAGAAAUACCAGAGGCUACCUAAGAUACUAGUCAUGAAAUGUGAUUCAUUUUUUGUCAUUCCAUAAGCUUGCUAAAUAGUGUACCAGUCAUACCUUGAAUUUCUACAGAACUCUAAGUAUUCUUUGAGUGUAUGAUAUAUAAUAUACAUACAUAUUUAAGCUAGAGGCUGGACUAUUUUUUUGAAGCAAACAUUUUUAAAAAGGGAAAAGAGAAAGUUCAGUUGGUGCUUGACUUAAUGGAAACCAUUACUUUGUUGGAUGGAAAUGAUGGAAAAAUUGAAAGAUGACAAUAUUCAGCUAAUGAACUAGAUUAUAUAAAGGCAGGAAUAUUAGAAAAA